This is a messenger RNA of Hipposideros armiger (great roundleaf bat), 14161 nucleotides long. RefSeq names its product apolipoprotein B (gene APOB). The transcript has 29 exons. NCBI's taxonomy places the organism in Eukaryota, Metazoa, Chordata, Mammalia, Chiroptera, Hipposideridae. Gene Ontology annotation, molecular function: low-density lipoprotein particle receptor binding; cholesterol transfer activity. Bases 127 to 13485 code for a protein of 4452 amino acids. Gene Ontology annotation, biological process: cholesterol homeostasis; lipoprotein transport; triglyceride mobilization. The record is from RefSeq and is a predicted model, not a curated record. Gene Ontology annotation, cellular component: very-low-density lipoprotein particle; mature chylomicron; low-density lipoprotein particle.
GAGCGCGCAUUCUCACCUCUGUCCCGGGCGCCAGAACUGUGGGUGCCCUUCUGUGUGGAGCUAGCGAACGGUGUGAGGCAAGACCCAGCCAGCAAGGCGCAACGAGAAAGCCUGCCCAGGGCGGCCAUGGGCCCACCGGGGACCAAGCUGCCGCUGCCGGCACUGCUACUCCUGCUGAUUGUAGCAGGCGCCAGGACACAAGACGAAGUGCUGGAAAAUGUCAGCCCCAGCUGUCCAAAAGACACAACUCGAUUCAAGCACCUGAGGAAGUACAUCUACAACUAUGAGGCUGAGAGUUCCAGUGGGGUCCCCGGGACUGCUGACUCAAGAAGCGUCACCAGGAUCAACUGCAAGGUCGAGCUGGAGGUCCCCCAACUCUGCAGCUUCAUCCUGAAGAUAAGCCAGUGUACCCUGAAAGAGGCGCAUGGCUUCAGCCCUGAGGGCAUGGCCUUGCUGAGGAAAACCAAGAACUCGGAGGAGUUCGCUGCAGCCAUGUCCAAGUACGAGCUCAGGCUGGCCAUUCCUGAAGGCAAACAAGUCAUACUUUACCCAGAGGAGGACGAGCCUGAACACAUCCUGAACAUCAAAAGGGGCAUCAUUUCCGCUCUCCUGGUUCCCCCGGAAACGGAAGAGGCCAAACAAGUCUUGUUUAUGGAUACUGUAUACGGAAACUGCUCCAGCGACUUGACCGUAAAAACAAGGAAGGGAAACGUGGCAACAGAAAUAUCCAUUGAAAGAAACCUGGAGAAAUGUGAUCAGUUCCAGCCCGUUAGCACUGGAGUUAGCCCACUUGCCUUGAUCAAAGGCAUGACCCGCCCCUUGUCUACUCUGAUCAGCAGCAGCCAGUCCUGCCAGUACACUCUGGACCCCAAGAGAAAGCAUGUCUCAGAAGCCAUCUGCAAGGAACAAAACCUGUUCCUGCCUUUCUCCUACAAGAACAAGUAUGGGAUGAUGGCGCAGGUUACACAGACUUUGAAACUUGAAGACACACCUAAGAUCAACAGCCGUUUCUUUGAUGAAGGUACCAAGGAGGUGUCUCUUGCCUUUGAGAGCAGCAAAUCUGCAUCACCGCCGAAGCAGGCUGAGGCCAUUGUGAAGACCCUCCAGGAGCUGCAAAAACUACACGUAUCCGAGCAGAAUGCCCAGAGAGCUAAACUCUUCAAUAAACUGGUUACUGAGCUGCGAGGCCUCAACAACGAGGCAGUUGCAUCCCUCUUGCCAAAGCUGGUCAAGGUGUCCAGCCCCAUCACUUUACAAGCCCUGAUUCAGUGUGGACAGCCCCAGUGUUACACUCACAUCCUCCAGUGGCUGAAAAGUGAGAAAGCCAACCCCCUUGUGAUAGAUGUUGUGACCUACCUGUUGGCCCUGCUCCCAGAGCCCUCGACCCAGAGGCUGCAGGAGAUCUUUAACACGGCAAAGGAGCAGCAGAGCCGGGCCACGUUGUAUGCUCUGGGUCACGUGAUCAACAACUAUCACAAGGCAGGCCCUACAGUGGCUCAAGACUUUGAGGACAUUGCUGAUUACCUGUUGGAACAGAUUCGCGACGGCUGCACUGGGAAUGAAGAACACACCUACCUUAUUCUGAGGGUCAUUGGAAAUAUUGGUGGGAAAAUGAAGCAGGUAACCCCAAGACUCACGUCUUCAAUCCUGAAAUGUAUCCAAAGCACAGAGACAUCGGUGCUGAUUCAGAAGGCUGCCAUCCAAGCCCUACGGAAAAUGGAAAUUAACGAUGAGGUCCGGGAAGUCCUUCUUCAGACUUUCCUUGAUGGUGCCUCUCCAGGGGAUAAGCGACUGGCUGCCUAUCUCAUGCUGAUGAGAGACGCUUCCCAGUCAGAUAUUAGCAAGAUCACCCAACUUCUCCCACGGGAACAGGAUGAGCAAGUGAAGAACUUCGUGGCUUCCCACAUCGCCAACAUCUUAAACUCAGAAGACCUGUAUGUCCAGGAAGUGAAAAAAUUAGUGGAAGCAGCUCUGGAAAAUUCUCAACUUCCAACUGUCAUGGACUUCAAAAAAUUUUCCCGGAACUACCAACUUUCCAAAUCUAUUUCUCUUCCAUCGUUUGACCCAAUGUCAGCCAAAAUCGAAGGCAAUCUUAUAUUUGAUCCAAAUAACUACCUUCCAAAAGAAAGCAUGCUGAAAACAACCCUCACUGUCUUUGGAUUUUCUCCAGCUGACCUCUUUGAGGUUGGUUUGGAAGGAAAAGGGUUUGAGCCAACAUUAGAAGCUUUUUUUGGGAAGCAAGGAUUUUUUCCAAACAGUGUCAACAAGGCUUUGUACUGGGUUGAUGGUAAAGUUCCUGAUCGUGUCUCCAAGGUCUUGGUGGACCACUUUGGCUACACCAAAGGCGAUAAACGUGAGCAGGACAUGGUCAACGGAAUUAUGCUCAAUAUUGAGAAGCUGAUCAAAGAUUUGAAGUCCAAAGAAUUCCCAGAAGCCAGAGCCUACCUCCGCAUCUUGGGAAAGGAGCUUGGCUUUGUCAGGCUCCAUGACCUCCAGCUCCUGGGUCGGAUGCUCCUGAACGGUGUCCGUUCUCUGAAGGGGAUCCCCCAGAUGGUUGCAGAGGCCUUAAGGAGAGGUUCAAAGGAUGACUUGUUUCUUCACUACAUCUUCAUGGACAAUGCCUUUGAACUCCCCACCGGACUUGGGUUACCACUGCAAGUGUCUUUCUCUGGAGUCAUCACUCCUGGAAUCCAGGCUGGAGUGAAACUGGACGUAGCCGAUAUGCAGGCAGAACUGGUGGCAAAGCCUUCUGUAUCUGUGGAGUUUGUGACAAAUAUGGGCAUCAUCAUUCCAGACUUUGCUAGAAGCGGGGUCCAAAUGAACACCAACUUCUUCCACGAAACAGGCCUGGAAGCGCGACUUUCCCUCAAAUCUGGGCAGCUGAAGCUCAGCAUUCCUGCUCCAAAGAGGCCAGUCAAGCUGUUCAGUGGCAGUAACACAUUGCAUUUGGUCUCUACAACCAAAAUGGAAGUGAUCCCACCUCUAACCGAGAACAGGAAGUCCUGGUCAAUGUGCAAGCCUUUGUUAACUGGCCUGAACUACUGCAUCAAUGGUGCUUACUCCAACGCCAGUUCUACAGACUCUCCUUACUAUCCGCUGACCGGAGACACCAGGUUUGAACUGGAACUGAAGCCGACGGGAGAAGUAGAGCAGUAUUCUGCCAGCGCAACCUACGAACUCCAGAGAGAGGGUGAAGUCUUGGUGGACAUGUUGAAGUUUGUAACUCAGGCAGAAGGUGUGAAGCAGACCGAGGCCUCUGUGACAUUCAAGUAUAACCGGCAGAGUAUGACUUUGUCCAGUGAAAUGCAAAUUCCAGAUUUUGACGUUGACCUUGGGACAGUCUUCAGAGUUAAUGAUGAGUCUUCUGAGGAAGAGAAGGCUUACAAACUCACCCUGGACAUUCAAAACAAGAAAAUCACUGAAGUCACCCUCAUUGGCUACAUAAGUGGUGACAGGAAUAAAGAAGGCAAAAUCAAAGGUGUUAUUUCCAUACCCCGUUUGCAAGCAGAAGCCAGAAGUGAGAUCCUCACCCAGUGGUCUCCUGCAAAGCUGCUCCUCCAAAUGGACUCCUCUGCUACAGCUUAUGGCUCAACAAUUUCCAAGAAGGUGGCCUGGCGUUAUGAUGAAGAGAAGAUUGAAUUCGAAUGGAAUGCGGGCUCCAACGUGGAUACCAAAAAAGUGGCUUCCAAUUUCCCCAUGGAUCUCGCACGUUAUCCUAAAACCUUGCAUAUGUAUGCCAAUAGUCUCUUGGAUUACAAAGUUCCUCAAACAGACAUGACUUUCCGUCACAUGGGUUCCAAAUUAAUAGUUGCAACAACCACAUGGCUUCAGAAGGCACCCAUGAGUCUUCCUUAUGCCCAGAAUUUUCAAGAUUACCUCAGUGGCCUAAAAGAGUUGAACCUCCAGAAAAUGGGAUUGCCGGAUUUCCACAUUCCAGAAAACCUCUUCUUGAAAAGUGAUGGCCGGGUCAGGUAUACCUUGAACAAGAACAGUGUGAAAAUUGAGAUUCCUCUGCCUUUUGGUGGCAAAUCCUCUGAAGAUCUAAAGAUGUUGAAGACGAUUCAGACACCAGCCCUCAACUUCAAGUCUGUGGGAUUCCACCUGCCAUCUCAAGAGUUGCGAGUCCCCGCUUUUACCAUUCCCAAGUUGUACGAACUGCGGGUGCCUCUCUUGGGUGUUCUAGACGUCUCCACAAAUAUCUACAGCAACCUGUACAACUGGUCUGUGUCCUAUACUGGCGGCAACACCAGCACAGAUCACUUGAGCCUUCAGGCUCGGUACCACAUGAAGGCUGACUCUGUGGUUAACCUGCUGUCCUACAGUUUGCAAGGAUCCGGAGAAACAACAUAUGACUACAAGAAUACAUUCACAUUAUCAUGUGAUGGGUCUCUAUACCACAAAUUUCUGGAUUCAAAUGUCAAAUUUAGUCAUGUACAAAACAUUGGAAACAACCCAGCCUCAAAAAGCUUGCUAACAUUCAAUGCAUCUAGUGACUGGGGACCACAGAUGUCUGCUUCAGUACAUUUAGACUCAAAACGGAAAGAGCAUUUGUAUAUCAAGGAAGCCAAGAUUGAUGGGCGGUUCAGAGUUGCUUCAUUCUAUGCUAAAGGUGCAUAUGGCCUGUCUUAUCAGAAGGAUCCUACCACUGGCCAAGUAAGCGGAGAGUCCAAGCUGAGGUUUAACUCCACCUACCUGCAGGGCACCAACCAGAUAACGGGAAGAUAUGAAGACGGAACUGUCUCCUUCACCUCCACCUCAGAUUUGCAAGAUGGUGUCAUGAAAAACACUGCUUCCCUGAAAUAUGAGAACCACGAGCUGACUCUGAAAUCUGACACCAAUGGGAAAUAUGAGGACUUUGCCACUUCUAACAAAGUAGAUCUGACCUUCUCUAAGCAAAGUGCAUUGCUCCGUUCUGAGUAUCAUGCUGAUUACAAGUCAUUGAGGUUCUUCACCCUGCUUUCUGGAUCACUAAAUUCCCAUGGUCUUGAACUAAAUGCUGACAUCUUGGGCACUGACAAAGUUAAUACUGGUGCUCACAAAGGAACACUACGGAUUACCCAAGAUGGACUGUCUACCAGCGCAACAACCAACCUCAAGUACAGCCCCCUGCUGUUGGAGAAUGAACUGAAUGCAGCGCUCGGCCUCUCUGGGGCAUCUGUGAAAUUGACAGCAAAUGGCCGCUUCAGGGAACACAAUGCAAAAUUCAGUCUAGAUGGAAAAGCUGCCCUCACAGAGCUAUCACUGGGAAGUGUUUAUCAGGCCACGAUUCUGGGCGUCGACAGCAAAAAUAUUUUCAAUUUCAAAAUCAACCAGGAAGGACUCAAGCUUUCACAUGACAUGAUGGGCUCAUAUGAUGAAAUGAAACUUGACUACACAAACAAUCUGAACAUUGCAGGGUUAGCACUGGACUUCUCUUCAAAACUUGACAACAUUUAUAGUUCUGACAAGUUUUAUAAGCAAACUUUUAAUUUACAGCUACAGCCCUAUUCUCUUGUAACUACUUUAAACAAUGACCUGAAGUUCAAUGCUCUGGAUCUGACCAACCAUGGGAAGUUACGGCUAGAACCCCUCAAGCUGAAUGUGGGUGGAAACAUAAAAGGAGCCUACCAAAAUAAUGAGAUCAAACACAUCUACACCAUCUCUUAUGCAGACUUAUCCGCAAGUUAUAAAGCAGACACUGUCGCUAAGGUGCAGGAUACAGAGGUUAGCCAUCGGCUCAGCGCGAACAUUGCUGGGCUAGCUUCAGCCAUUGACAUCAGUACAAACUACAAUUCAGAAUCACUGCAUUUCAGCAACACUUUCCACUCUGUAAUGGCCCCGUUUACAAUGACCAUCGAUACCCAUACAAAUGGCAACGGGAAACUGGUUCUCUGGGGAGACCACACUGGGCAGCUGUACAGCAAAUUCCUGUUAAAAGCAGAACCUCUGGCCCUUACUUUCUCUCAUGAUUACAAAGGAUCCACAAGUCACGAUCUCAUGUCCAGAAAGAGCAUCAAUUCUCUUCUUGAUCACAAAGUCGGUGUCCUGCUCACUCCAGCUGAGCAGAAAGGCACCUGGAAACUCAGGACCCAGUUCAACAAAAAUGAAUACAGCCAUGACUUCGAUGCUUACAACAUGAAAGACAAAGUCGGCGUGGAGCUUAACGGACGAGCCCAGGCUGACCUCACCAUGCUGGACUCCCCCAUUCGAGUGCCACUUUUACUCAGUGAGCCUGUCAAUGUAAUUGAUGCUUUGGAGAUAAGGGACAUUAUUGACCAGCCCCAGGGAUUCACUAUUGUUGCUUCUGUAAAAUACGAUAAGAACCAAGAUGUUCACACCAUCCACCUCCCCUUCUUUAACAUCCUGCCAGAAUAUUUUGAGAAGAAUCGAAUAGUAAUUAUAACUGCACUGGAAACCAUACAAAGAAAAUUGAAACAUGUCGAUAUUGAUCAAUUCGUGAAGGAAUACAGAGCAGCCUUGGACAAACUCUCCCAACAAGUUAAUGAUUACCUGAAUGAAUUCAACUGGGAGAGACAAGUUUCAAGUACCAAGGAGAAACUAACUGCUUUGGCAAAAAAAUAUGGAAUUACAGAUAAUGAUAUAAAAAUGGCGUUGGACAAUUUCAAAAUCAACCUUAAUGAAAAACUAUCUCAAGUACAAACAUAUGUGAUACAAUUUGAUCAGUAUAUUAAAGAUAAUUAUGAUGUUCACGAUUUUAAAGCAGCUAUUGCUAAGAUUAUUGAUCGAAUCAUUGAAAAAUUGAACAUUCUUGAUGAACAUUAUCGUAUCCGUGUAAAUGUAGUAAAAACAAUCCAUGGCCUAUAUUUGUUUAUUGAAAAGAUUGAUUUUAAUAAAAUCAGAAGUAGUACAGCAUCUUGGAUGCAAAAUAUGGAUACUAAGUAUCAAAUCAGAAUCCAGGUACAAGAAAAAUUGCAACAUCUCAAGACACAGAUUCAGGAUAUUGACAUCCAGCACCUUGCAGAAAAGUUAAAACAACAGGUUGAAGCUAUUGAUGUCAGAGUGUUUUUAGAUCAGCUGAGAACUACAAUUCCAUUUCAAAAAAUAAAGGAAAUGAUUGAGCAUGUCAAAUACUAUGUUAGUGAUCUCAUUGACAAUUUUGAAGUAACUGAGAAAAUCAAUGCUUUUGGAGACAUGGUUCUCAAGUUAAUUAAGAUGUAUAAAACAGACCAACACAUCCAGGUUUUAAUGGAUAAAUCAGUACAGUUGGCCCACCAAUAUAAGUUGAAGGAGACCGUUCAGAAGCUAAGCAAUCUCUUACAACAAGAUGUGAUAAUAGAUCUCUUUGAGAAAUUGGUUGGGUUUAUUGAUGGUGCUGUCAAUCAGCUUAAAGCAUUGUCUUUCAAAAAAUUCAUGGAAGAAGUAAACAAAUUCCUUGACCUGUUGGUAAAGAAAUUAAAGUCAUUUGAUUACCACCAGUUUGUAGAUGAAACCAAUAACAAAAUCCGUGAGGUGACUAAGAGAAUCAAUGGUCAAAUCCAGGCUGUGGACCUCCCACAGAAAGCUAAAGCACUAAAACUGUUUGUAGAGGACAUCAGGGCUGUGGUCUCAGCCCAUCUGGAAAUCCUAAAAGACACCAAGAUAACCUUAUUCAUAGAUUGGUUACAGGAGGCUUUAAAUUCAACACCUUUAAUUUAUAUGAAAGCCAAAUUCCAAGAGACCCUAGAAGAGAUACGAAACCAAAUGUAUCAAAUGGACCUUCAGGGAGAAAUUCAGCAAUACCUGUCCUUGGUAGGCCAAGUUUACAGCACACUUGUCACUUACAUUUCUGACUGGUGGAGUCUUGCUGCUAAGAACAUUACUGACUUUGCAGAACAGUAUUCUCUCCAAGACUGGGCUGAAAAACUGAAAGUGUUGGUAGAACAAGGGUUCACUGUUCCUGAAAUCCAGACCAUCUUCGGGACCAUUCCUGCCUUUGAAGUCAGUCUCCGUGCCCUUCGAGAAGCUACAUAUCAGACUCCUGACUUCGUAGUCCCCCUGACAGAUCUGAAGAUUCCAUCACUUCAGAUAAACUUCAAAAAGUUGAAAGAUAUAAAAAUUCCAUCCAGCUUUUCCACACCAGAAUUUACUGUCCUCAACACCCUCCACAUCCCUUCCAUUACAAUUGACUUUGCAGAAAUAAAAGCAAAGAUCAUCCGGACCAUUGACCAAAUACUGAGCAGUGAGCUGCAGUGGCCGGUUCCGGAAGUAUACCUGAGGGAUCUGAAGGGAGUGGACACCAUUCUCGCUAGAAUCACUCUGCCAGACUUCCAGGUACCAGAAGUCACAAUUCCAGAAUUCAUAAUCCCACAUCUUGACCUUAAAGAUUUUCAAGCUCUUGACCUUCAUAUACCAGAAUUCCAGCUUCCCAAAAUCUCAGACACAGUCCAAGUACCUGCUUUGGGCAAGCUGUAUGGUGUUCUGAAAAUCCAGUCUCCCCUUUUCACAUUAGAUGCGAAUGCUGACAUUCAGAAUGUAACUACAUCCAAGAACAAUGCAGAAAUUAUGGCUUCCAUCACUGCCAAAGGAGACUCCAAAUUAGAAGUCCUCAAAUUUGAUUUUCAAGCAAAUGCACAGCUUUUAGACCCUGAGAUUAAUCCCCUGUUUCUGAAGGAAUCCGUGAGUUUCUCUAGCAAGUACCUCAACAUAGAGCAUAAGGAGGAAGUGCUGUCUUUGGGAAAUACUGUUGAGGUAAAAUCAAACACAGUGGCAGGUAUACACACAGAAAAAAAUACACUGGAGAUUAGCAAUGGUGUGCUCAUCAAGGUAAAUGAACAGAUGACCCUGGACAGCAACACAAAGUACUUCCACAAAUUGAACAUCCCCAAACUGGACUUCUCCAGUCAGGCUGACCUGCACAAUGAAAUCAAAGCCCUGUUGGAAGAUGGACACAGAACAUGGACUUCUUCUGGGAGAGGGUCAUGGAAAUGGGCCUGCCCCAAAUUCUCGGAUGAGGGAACACAUGAAUCACAAAUUAGCUUCUCUACAAAAGGAUCCAACCCUUCCUUUAGAAUGUCUAACAAGAUUAAUAGCAAACACCUAAGAGUAAACCAAACCUUGGUUUCUGAGUCUGACUUCCUCGACUUUGCUAAAUUUGAAAUCCAGUCACAAGUUGAAUCUCAGUAUGUGGGCCACAGUGUUCUGACUGCUAAAGGCACUGCACUGCUUGGAGAUAAGAAGGUAGAGCUAACUGGCAACCAUGAUGCUCAUUUAAAUGGAAAAGUUAGCGGAACGCUGAAAAAUUCUCUUUUCUUUUCAGCACAGCCAUUUGAAAUUGCCACCUCCACAAACAAUGAAGGGAAUUUGAAAGUUAGUUUUCCAUUAAAAUUGACAGGGAAAGUAGACUUCCUGAAUAAUUAUGCACUGUUUCUGAGUCCUAAUGCCCAGCAAGCAAGUUGGCAAGCAAGUGCCAGGUUCAAUCAGUAUAAGUACAAUCAGAAUUUCUCUGCUGGGAACAAUGAGAACAGCAUCGAGGCCCACGUAGGAAUAAAUGGAGAAGCCAACCUGGAUUUCUUAAACAUUCCUUUAACAAUUCCUGAAAUGACUCUGCCUUACACAAGACUCACAACUCCACAGGUGAAAGAUUUCUCCUUAUGGGAAAGAACAGGCUUGAAGGAAUUCUUGAAAACAACAAAGCAAUCAUUUGAUUUAACUGUAAAGGCUCAGUAUAAGAAAAACAAAGACAAACAUUCCAUCUCCGUUCCUUUGGAUGUGUUUUAUGCAUUUAUCAAUCAGAACAUCAAUUCCUUCAACAGGCAUUUUGAGAAAGUCAGAGGCGAGGCAUUAGAGUUGUUUACCAAAUCCUAUAAUGAGGUGAAAAUUUCAUUUGAUAAGCACAAAGCUGAACAAUCCCUUAACAACCAAUCCAGGACCUUUCAGAUUCCUGGAUAUACUAUUCCAGUCGUCAACAUUGAAGUGUCUCCAUUCACAGUAGAGAUGUUUGCAUUCGGCUAUGUGAUCCCAAAACAGAUCAGCACCCCGAGCUUCACCACCUCAGGCUCUAGUGUCAUUGUGCCCUCAUAUACAUUAGCCCUGCCGUUCCAAGACCUGCCAGCCCUUCACAUCCCUACGGAUUUUCUCAAGCUUUCUCUCCCAGAAUUUAAUGAAUUGAGUAUCCCAAGAAAUAUCUUAAUUCCAGCCAUGGGCAAUAUGACCUAUGAUUUUUCCUUUAAAUCAAGUGUCAUCACACUGAAUACCAAUGUCGGACUUCACAAUCAAUCAGAUAUCGUUGCUCAUUUCCUUACUUCCUCUUCUUCUGUCAUUGAUACACUGCAGUACAAGUUAGAGGGCACCUCAAGAUUGACGAGGAAAAGAGGGUUGAAGCUAGCCACAGUUUUGUCCCUGAAUAACAAAUAUGUGGAAGGCCAACAUGAGAGUACCAUUAGCUUAACUAAGAAAAACAUGGACGCUUCAGUGACAACAGCUGCCAAAGUCCAAAUUCCAAUUCUGAAAAUGGAUUUCAAGCAAGAACUUACUGGAAAUCCCAAGUCCAAACCGACUAUCUCUUCAUCCAUUGAAUUAAAGUAUGAUUUCAAUUCCACCAAGUUGUACUCUGCCGCUAAAGGGACAGUUGACCACAAGCUCAGCUUAGAAAGCCUCACUUCUUACUUUUCCAUUGAGUCAUCUAACAAAGGAGAUAUCAAGGGUUCAGUCCUGUCACAGGAAUAUUCAGGAACUAUUGCCAGUGAGGUCAGCACUUAUUUGAAUUCCAAGGGUACUCGGUCUUUAGUGAAGCUGCAAGGGACUUCCAAAGUUGAUGAUAUCUGGAACCUUGAAGUAAAAGAAAGUUUUGCUGGAGAAGCCACUCUCCAACGCAUAUAUGCCAUCUGGGAACACAAUACCAAAAACCACUUACAGCUAGACAGACUCAUGUUCUUCACAUCAGGAGAGCAUGGAAGCACAGCCUCCCUAGAACUCUCCCCGUGGAAAAUGUCAGCCCUUGCUCAGGUCCGUGCAAGACAACCCAAUUCCUUCCUUGAUGUUGAUUACCUUGGCCAGGAAGUGUCCCUGAAUGCCAACACUGAGAACCAGAAAGUCAGCUGGAAAAGUGAGAUCCAGGUUCACUCCUGGUCUCUGCAGAACGAUGUACAGCUUUCUAAUAAUCGAGAAGAGGCACGUCUUGACAUUGCAGGGUCCUUAGAAGGGCACCUAUCAUUCCUCAGAUAUAUUGACCUCCCAGUUUAUGACAAGAGCUUAUGGGACAUCCUAAAGCUGGAUGUAACCACCAGUAUUGAUAGGAAACAGUAUCUUCGUGCUUCCACAGACCUUGUAUACACCAAAAACCCCAAUGGCUCCACUUUCUCUGUCCCUGUGCAAGAAUUGGCUGAUGAAUUCAUUAUUCCUGGACUGAAACUAAAUAAUCUGAAGGCGGUUCUUGUCACACCUACAUUCCGAGUCCCAUUUACAGAUCUCCAGGUUCCGUCCUACACACUUGACUUCAGUGAAAUAAAAAUCUACAAGAAGCUAAGUACUUCGUCAUUUUCCCUCAAUGUACCAGCACUACCCAAAGUGACAUUCCCUGAAGUUGAUGUGUUAACAAAGCAUUCUGAACCAGAUGACUCCUCAGUGCCCUUUUUUGAGGUAACCGUGCCUGAAUCUCAGUUAACUGUGUCCCAGUUCACCUUUCCAAAAAAUAUUUCAUUCAUCACUGCUGUUUUGGAUCUAAAUGAAGUGACCGGCAUGAUUGCAGACUUUGAGUUGCCAGAGGUCACCGUGCCUGCACAAACUAUUGUGAUCCCUUCCAUUAAGUUCUCUAUACCUGCUGGAAUUUCCAUUCCUUCCUUUGGAGCACUGACCGCACGGGUCGGGGUGGCCUCUCCCCUGUAUAAUGCUACUUGGAGUGCUGGUUUGAAAAACAAAGCCGAUCACAUUGAAACAUUCCUGGGCUCCACAUGCAACUCAAUCUUACGGUUCCUGGAAUAUGACCUAAAUGUUGUGGGGACACACAAGAUUGAAGAUGCCAUGUUAGUCUGUCAGACUAAAGGAACAUUUGCACACCAGGACAUCAAAGCAGAGUAUAAAGAAGAUGGCAAAUACCAAACACUUUGGAACUGGGAACGAGAGGUUCGCCUUGAUGUCACCAGCCCAACAUUUACUGAUGUCCAUCUGCUCUACCGCGCAGAUGAGAAUAACUACUCCUACUCAGCAGCCUCCCCAGCCAUAGGAACCGUGGCCAUGGACUUGGAAAACUAUAAUUAUACCUUAAAAUGGAGUUUGUACUACCGCCCUCAGUCAUCUCCAGAUAAAAAACUCAACAUACUCAAAACUGAGUUGAGGUACCAGGAACCUAGUGAGAUAUUUCCGGUGAAAGUUUACAUGGAAGAGAGGGCAGUGCCUGAAUUGCUAACCUCGCUGAAAGACAAUGUACCCAAGGCAACAGGGGCCCUUUACAACUACGUCAACAAGUACCACGAGGAGUACACAGGUCUCAAUCUGAAAGAUGCUUCUUUAAAAGUGAGAGAAAGUCUGCAGAACAGCGCUGAGCAGGCCUAUCGAGAAGUAGUGGGGCAGAUUGAUGAGGUGAAUAAGACCCUCGGGAGGGUAGCCAGAGGCACCACGCAAGCCUACCAGCUGCUGAAUGACAAGGCCCAGGAUCUGUACCAGGACCUGUUGGAUCAGGAGGGCCACGUCGAUUUCCAGAAACUUCAAAAUAAGGUGUUUGACAGCCUAAUAAGAGUUACUGAGGAUUGCAAAGUAAUGGUCAAUCGUCUGAUUGACUUUGUCAUCAAUUUCUUCAAGUCCGUCAGACUCCAGCUCCCAGGAAGGGCUGGGACAUACACUAUAGAUGAACUCUGCACUAUGGUCAUAAGGGAAAUAGGGAACAUACUUUCCCCGGUACAUUCAAAACUCCAUAGUUGGUUAGAAACAUGGUUUUCCUAUUUCCAAGACCUGAUGGAGAAAUCUGAAUUAAUCAAGGACCUAAAGAUUAAAUUUCCUUUUGGUCCAAGGAAUCAAAAACUAACAGAUAUAACCUUGGUGUAUGGGAAACUAUUGAAAUCUUUAUCGCAAAGCAUCCAAAAGGUAUCUAAUGACCUCCAGUCUAACAAAACUACAGAAAUGCUGGGUGAUCUUCAGAGAUAUUUACAAAAUGUUUUCCAAGAGAUACAAGGAGAAAUGAACCGCUUAAAGGAGAAGAAAUUUACUAUUCUCAUAAAUGAUAUCCAACAUAAGAUCAACACAACCUUCAAUGGCUAUGUUCAAUAUGUUUUCAGAUUCCUGAAAGAAAACGUAUACCCUAAAUUUGACAAGUUUAAUGAAUUUGUUCAAAACAAACUUCAGGAAGCUUCUAUAAAGUUAGAGCAGAUCCGUCAGUCUGUAGAGGCUCUUCAAAAAGAAUAUUUUGAUCCAAGUGUGGUCAGUUGGAAAAUGAAAUACUACGAACUUGAAGAAAAGAUAAUCAACCUGAUCAAGAUCCUAGUAGAUGGCCUUAAGGACUUCUAUUCCAAAUACAGUGCCAGAGUUGUUGUCUUUGCUUCCCAACUCUCAAGUGAAUUUGAGCCAGUUGUGUAGCACUCUAUCCAGGAAUAUCUUACCAUCCUUGCCGAUGCAGAUGGAAAAAGGAAAGAGAAGAUUGUAGAGCUUUCUACCAGUGCUCAGGAAAUAAUUAAAAGCUGGGCCGUUGCAAUGAAGGAAAUCAUUUCUGAUUACCACCAGCCGUUCAAAUAUAAACUACAGGAUUUUUCAAACCAACUCUCUGAUUACUGUGAAAAAUUCAUUGCUGAGUCCAAAAGAUUGAUUGACCUGUCCUUUCAAAAACUACCACAUGUUUCUGAGCUAUAUGAUUGAGUUACUAAAAGCACUGCAAUCGGCAGCCGUCAGUGACAUGAGCCCCUACAUAAAGAUUGCUCCAGGAGAAUUUACUAUCACCUUCUAAUUUUCUUAAAGCAAUUCUCGUUUAUUCUUCUACUCCAAUUAAGCUUCCACAUAGUAGGGGGAAAAACCAAACUGUAUGUUUGAAUUCAUAUAAUCAUACACUGAGCCAGCCCUGUAGCAGGCAGCUGACUACAAGCAGAAGCACAUGUGAACUGAACCUGCUGCUCUGAAGCUGGCCCGUCAGAUCUCUGAAGGUCUCUGAACUCUGAGAAACAACAUAUUUUUGCAAGUUAAAGAAAAUCAGGAUCUGAGUUAUUCUGUUAAACUUGGGGGUAGGGAGAACAAAUAAAUGAAUUCUUUAUUGUGCAUUGGA